Messenger RNA from Phaeoacremonium minimum UCRPA7, 1617 nucleotides. Its product is annotated as putative fad dependent oxidoreductase protein. Gene Ontology annotation, molecular function: 2 iron, 2 sulfur cluster binding; oxidoreductase activity. The coding region runs from base 1 to 1617 and encodes 538 amino acids. Gene Ontology annotation, cellular component: cytoplasm. The record is from RefSeq and is a predicted model, not a curated record. NCBI's taxonomy places the organism in Eukaryota, Fungi, Ascomycota, Sordariomycetes, Togniniales, Togniniaceae. The transcript has a single exon.
AUGUCUUCAGUCACAAAGCCUCACCAGUUCAUGCAGACCUCGGGCAACACCGAUGCCGUCUGGGUGCAUAAGGACAAGUAUGCCAACCGGCCCAAAUUCCAGGCACUCAAGACGAGCAUGAGAACGGAUGUCUGCGUUAUCGGCUCGGGAAUUUCUGGCAUCUCCGUCGCCUACGAGCUGGUCAAGCGCGGCAAGGACGUCGUCAUACUCGAGGCCCGCGACGCCAUUUCUGGCGAGACGGGCAGGACCAGUGGCCACCUGUCCAACGCACUCGACGAUCAUUACAUCCACAUCAAGGAGAAGCAUGGCCUGGAGGGCGCAAAGGCGGCUGCUGAGAGCCACACCUGGGCGCUGAACCAUGUCGGGGAUGUUGCUAAGGAACUGGGUAUCGAGUGCGAGUACCGACAGGUUCCUGGAUACGAAAUCUCCCAGUUCCCACGAGGCGACGAGAAGCACGCGGAUGAUGUCAGCGAAAUCAAGGAGGAAGCGCAACUAGCCAAUGAGCUUGGCCUUGAUGUCGAGUAUCGCGAUGGGCUGACAAUCAAAGGCUGGGACGGGAAGAUCGAUCAGCGUGACGGAGCCAUCUUCCAUCACCAAGCAGCCUUCCAUCCCACGCUGUACCUCGUCGGUAUCCUUGGAUGGCUUCAACAGCAGCCCAACUUUCAUUGUCACACUCAGACCCGAGUGAUGUCUCGCGAGGAGAAAGGAACCGAGAUCCUGGGCCUCGGCCAGAAACAUGUCCAAGUCGAGACCGAGGAGGGACACGUCGUUGAUUGCGAUUACGCCGUUGAUGCGGCAUGCAUUCCGCUGCAGAAGCUCAGUCUGAUCACCGAGAUGGAGUACAUGCGAACGUACGCCAUUGCAAUUCGGGUGCCUAAAGGCUCAGUCGAGGACUGCUUCAUCUAUGAUUCUGCCGAGGCAUAUAAGUACGCUCGCCUAACGGCGUGCGACGACAAAGAUGACUACAUGAUCGUGGGCGGCUGCGAUCAUAAGGUUGGCCAGGAAAGCCCAGCGGGACGUUUCGAAGAACUGGAGGCGUGGGUUCGAGAGCGCUUCACCCAGGCUGGAUCAGCGGACUACAAGUGGAGCGGCCAGGUCAACGAGCCGGUUGACUACGUGGGCUUCAUCGGCAAGAAUCAAGGCAACGAUCGUAUCUACGUCGUCACCGGCGAUUCGGGCAACGGGUUGACUCACGGUGUCAUUGCGGGACGCCUGAUUGCCGACGAGAUCGAGGGCAUCGAAAACCCUUGGGCGAAGCUCUACAACCCGAGCCGAGUCGCUUCCAUCGCCAAGUCGGCCAUAUCUAUGAUCCAGCACGACCUACAGGUCAAUACGCAGUACAAGCGCUUCCUCGAAUCUGAUCUCACGGACAUUGAGGAUUUGGUUCCUGGCACAGGAGGCGUGCUGAACCCGACGCUUUCCAAGCCGAUUGCUGUCUACAAGGAUGAAAACGGAGAGGUGACAAAGAUGACUGCCUUGUGUCCGCAUCUGAAGGGUGUGGUCUGUUGGAAUCCUGCUGAGAAGUCGUUUGACUGCCCUGUCCAUGGCAGUAGAUUCUCUGCCAAGGGCGUAUGUGUUAUGGGUCCGGCAAAGGCAAAUUUGAGUGCUGUAGAGUGA